Messenger RNA from Musa acuminata AAA Group (dessert banana), 969 nucleotides. Its product is annotated as eukaryotic translation initiation factor 5A-2. Bases 179 to 751 code for a protein of 190 amino acids. Gene Ontology annotation, biological process: positive regulation of translational elongation; positive regulation of translational termination; translational elongation. The transcript is spliced from 7 exons. The record is from RefSeq and is a predicted model, not a curated record. Gene Ontology annotation, molecular function: ribosome binding; RNA binding; translation elongation factor activity. NCBI's taxonomy places the organism in Eukaryota, Viridiplantae, Streptophyta, Magnoliopsida, Zingiberales, Musaceae.
CCGAGUUUAAUCGAAACCCUAAGCCACGGCUGGGAUCUGAGCCUCCUCCCCUUCGCCGCUUGCGCUAUUUAAGCCGCUUCCCGCUUGCCCCACGCCGGCUCCUUCGCCACGGCUUCCCCUCGGCAUCCUCUUCCCUCUUCCCCUCCCACGUCGACGGCAGAUACCUCUACCUGGAAUUAUGUCGGAUGAAGAACACCAUUUCGAGUCGAAGGCCGAUGCGGGGGCUUCGAAGACUUAUCCGCAGCAGGCUGGAACUAUCCGCAAGAACGGGUAUAUCGUCAUUAAGGGGAGGCCGUGCAAGGUUGUAGAGGUUUCGACCUCCAAGACUGGAAAACAUGGACAUGCUAAAUGUCACUUUGUUGGUAUUGAUAUUUUCAAUGCCAAGAAACUUGAAGAUAUUGUCCCAUCAUCUCAUAACUGUGAUGUUCCCCAUGUCACUCGUACUGACUAUCAGCUUAUUGACAUAUCUGAAGAUGGAUUUGUAAGUUUGUUGACUGAAAAUGGUAACACGAAGGAUGAUCUGAGACUCCCUACCGAUGAAUCCCUACUUGCUCCAAUCACGAAAGUGGGAAUACUACUCUCAGAAUCUAAAGCUGACCAUGUUCUAAACAUUCACCAACACUUAUACACCUAUUGUCUCAUCGAGUUUAUUAAAGAUGGUUUUGCAGAAGGAAAGGACCUGGUGGUGUCUGUCAUGUGUUCAAUGGGUGAAGAGCAGAUCUGUGCACUCAAGGACAUUGGCCCCAAGUAGCUUACCUGCAUCUAUUUGCUGCCUUGGUUUUUUUUAGCAGUGGAUUCUGUAAGCAUAAUGGAGCCAUUUGCGACUUCAAGAACAUAUAUGUCACGUGUACCUACUCUGCUCUAAAACUGCUUGAUCUGCCUUUUCCCCCCAUAAACAAGCUCGAUCUUGUUGGACAGUAGUCCAAUUACCCUAAAAAAAACAUAAAUAUGAUGUUCUUAUUAUAUUCA